AGGGUAAAAGAGAAUCUGAAGCUCUGUAAAAGCAAUAAUGAUUGUAAAAAACGUCACAACCUCUGUGAGCAUGUCUCUGACUGCUCUGAGGCUCGUUGGUUUCUGGAUGCCAGAGCAUUUUGGAGGGAACAAGAGGAUUUUGUACGAUUGCUACGGCUUUUUCAGCUUCAUGUUCUUGUUAGGGACCUACCUUAUCAUCCAAGCCGUGGACAUGUGUAUGAUAUGGGGCGACCUUCCCCUCAUGACUGGAGUAGCGUUUGUCCUCUUCACCAACCUGGCACAAGCCACCAAGAUCUUCUUCAUGGUGUGGAGGAGGAAGCAGGUCCUGACCAUCAUCAGGGGAGCGGACGAUGUGUUAAGAGCUGUGGACAGUGAUGAAGCGAAGGCUAUUGUCAAAAGUUGCAGCCGUGAGACCAUAUUUCUGCACAUUGUCUACAACUGCUUGACGCUGGUGACCAUGGUCGGCUGGGGAACCAGUGCGGAGAAGAACCAGCUGCCUCUGAGAGCUUGGUACCCAUACAACACGUCAAAAUCUCCAGCCUACGAGUUGACCUACAUGCACCAGAUCGGAGCGCUAUGCGUCGCGGCCUUUCUCAACGUAUGCAAGGACUCGCUGGUGACGUCACUGAUCGCGCAGUGUCGCUGUCGGCUGAGGCUGCUGGGAUUAUCACUGAGGAGUCUGUGCAAGGACCUGCAUGCUACUGGGAAGCAAUACACCGCCGAGCAAGAGGCCAUAGUACGCGCGCGUCUCUGCGCAUGCGUGAGGGAACACCAGGCGGCGCUGGAGGCUGCAAAGCGGAUCCAGGACGUCUUCUCCGAGCAAACCUUUGCGCAGUUCAACGUGUCGCUGGUCAUCAUUUGUGUCACGGCGUUCCAGCUUGUAUCGCAAACUGGAAACCUCGUCCGACUUAUGUCAAUGGGCACCUAUCUGGUGAACAUGAUGUACCAGGUGUUCCUGUACUGCUACCAGGGCAACCAGCUUUCAGAAGAGAGUGCUAUGAUAGCCGGUUCAGCGUACGAGUGCCCGUGGUACCUGAUGUCGAUAUCGCUUCGGCGAUCGCUGCUGAUCGUCAUGAUCCGCUCGCGGCGCAUCAGCAAGAUUACCGCUGGAGGCUUCACUACGCUGUCGCUGGCUUCUUUUAUGGCGAUAAUAAAAGCAUCGUAUUCCUUAUUUACACUGCUGCAGCAAGUGGAAGGGAAAAAAUUCUGCGUCAUCCUCGCUAAUGAUAACACUGAGGGUUCCAAACAGAACACAAAAAUGAAGUUCUUUGUCGUCAAUGUGUACACAGAUUUGAAAAUAUCCUUAACCAUUCUACUGUACACUGGUUUUUGGACGAGGCAGAAAGAAGUCACGAAUAUUUUGAGCUAUUGUUAUCCUUUUCUGACGUUCAUGUUUAUGGCUGGAAUAUCCAUCAUAGUGCAAUUCGUGGACCUAUUACAUGUCUGGGGAGACGUAUCCCUGAUGACCAGCUCAUCCUUCCUCCUCUUCACAAACAUCUCUUUUGGCCUGAAGAUGUUCAACAUAUUGUGGAAGAGGGAAGAAGUGAGAGCUAUCAUUGAAGACUGUGAUCAGGUGCUGCGUGCUGUGGAUACAUCUUGGGGACAUGAGAUAGUGAAAAGCGGUAUUCGUAAGUCCUUUCUGCUAUUCUCAAUCUACACAUUCCUGGCCAAUAUUUCCGUCUUUGGUUGGGCCAUCAGUCCUGAAAAGGGCGAGCUACCUACGCGAGCUUGGUAUCCGUAUAAUACUACCUCCUCGCCAGGUUACGAGCUCACAUACCUGCACCAGGUGUCAGCGGUGUUACUGGGCGCGUCUGUGAACGUGAGCCUGGAUACGGUGGUGAUCUCGAUGAUGGCGCAGUGCACGUGUCGGCUGCGGCUGCUGGCCGCUGCGCUGAGGAUGCUGGGAGGCGAUAUGCUGGUCACGAACAUGUUCGAGGCAGAGCAGGAGCGGGCCAUCAGAGAAGAGCUUCAGCGCUGCGUGCAGCAGCACCGGUCCGUUCUGCAGGUGGCUGGUCUGCUCCAGCAGUACUUCUCCACCUCCAUCUUGGCGCAGUUCUCCGUGUCCUUGGUCAUCAUCUGCGUAACGGCGUACCAGUUGGCUUUUGUAUCCAGUAACGUGAUGACCAUCUUGGGAAUGACCACAUACUUCAUGUGCAUGUUGAUGCAGGUCUUCCUCUACUGUUACCAGGCCCACGAGCUCUCGACUGUGAGCAGUCAAGUGGGGGAUGCGGUAUACGAGUCCCUCUGGUAUGAGAUGUCGGCACCUCUGAGGAGGGACCUGCUGGUACUGAUGGUCCGCUCGCAACGGGUCAUCAAGGUCACAGCGGGGGGCUUCACUACUCUCUCUUUGAACACUUUUAUGGCUAUAAUCAAAACAUCAUACACUUUAUUCACGGUGCUCCAAAGAGAAGAUUGAAUAAAAUUUUCA
This is a messenger RNA of Ostrinia furnacalis (Asian corn borer), 2428 nucleotides long. RefSeq lists its product as uncharacterized. Lineage: Eukaryota; Metazoa; Arthropoda; Insecta; Lepidoptera; Crambidae. Bases 38 to 2416 code for a protein of 792 amino acids. The transcript is spliced from 17 exons. Gene Ontology annotation, biological process: sensory perception of smell; detection of chemical stimulus involved in sensory perception of smell. Gene Ontology annotation, cellular component: plasma membrane. The record is from RefSeq and is a predicted model, not a curated record. Gene Ontology annotation, molecular function: olfactory receptor activity; odorant binding.